AUGGGCAUGAUGAAUUGUAUCAGUACCGACCCGUUAGCCAAGGGCGAAGAUUUGAACUCUGCUUGUGAGAUUUUGAGUAAUCCAUUGAAUCUUUUUUUAACACACAGGCAUGAAGCAAAAUUCAUCGAAAGAAUCGUUAAAGAUAUUUCACUAAAGCCACAUUUUAUCAAUUCGAGUGUUGAUGGGAAAUUAGUAGGCAUGGGACCCGUAGAGAUGAGCUCGGUACCGACUGGGAUCAAGGGUAUGGGAGGUGGUGGGAAAACGACCUUACCCAGAGCUGUUUUUGAUCACAUAUCCAAUUGGUUUGAUGGUAAAAGCUUUGUUGGGAAUGUCAAAGAAGAUUCAAAACGUUCUUCGUCUGGUUUAAGGAAACCGCAAAAACAGAUCCUUAAAAAUGUGCUAAAUGAUGACGACAUUGAUGUAGCUGGUGUUUCUGAUGUAAAAAGUAAGAUGAAAAAAUACAUGGGUAGUAAAAAGGUUCUUAUAGUUCUAGAUGAUGUGGAUGAUAUAGGCCAGCUUGAAGCGUUAGCAGGUGACGAAGCAAUUUGCCUGUUUAGUAGGUAUGCGUUUGGAAGGGAGAUUCCAAAUCAAGGAUACCGAGAGUUAUCCGGAAAAGUUGUACAUUACGAUGCUGGUCUUCUCUUAACAAUCAAAGUUUUGGGUUCACAUCUUUGUGGUAGAAGUAAGAAUGAAUGGGUAGAUGCGUUAGAAAGACUAAAAACAAUUCCUUUGAAGGAAACUUUGGAGAAAUUGGAACUAAGUUAUAAUGGUCUAGAGGAUGAUCAAAAAGAAAUAUUUUUAGAUAUUGCUUGCAUACUAAAAGGCGAAACAAAGAAGAAUGCAAUCAGAAUACUUGAAAGCUGUGGAUUUCGUGCUCAGAUUGGUCUAAGAGUUCUUGAACAGAAAUCUUUAAUAACUAUAUCUAUGGUUGUUUAUGAUGAUGAUAACGACGACCAGGACGAGAUGUUGCAUUUGCAUGACCAUAUAGAAGAAAUGGGCAGGAAUAUUGUUCGGCGUUUGCACCCUGAUGAUCCUAAGAGACAUAGUCGGUUAUGGAUUAAAGAGGAAAUUGAAGAUAUAUUGGUUAAUGAAUCGGGUACUAAAGCAACCAGAAGUAUUAUACUGAAGAAUACAGAUCUCCAUACAUCGAUUGUCAUAAAAGGUCUUAGAAACAUGACCGAACUUAGAUUUCUGUAUGUGAAUAGUGGAUAUGGUGGAUGGAAUGUUGAUGCAGUUCUUAAUAAGCUAAGGUUCCUUGACCUUAGAUUUUCAAAGCUGGGAACCCUUGACCUUGGGAUGACUCCAAAUCUUGAGAUGUUACAUCUUGAAGGAUGUCAAGAAUUUGCAGAAUUGCGCAUGCAUGUUGAAUAUCCAAAGCUCAAAUUUCUCAACCUGAGUGGUUCUAUGGUGAGUACCUUUAACCUUGGGUUGACUCCACAUCUUGAGACAUUAAAUCUUCGAGACUGUAAUAACUUUGUAGAUCUCCACAUGCCCGUUAAAUGCCCGAACCUCGAAUUUCUCGACCUCAUUGGUUCUAAGGUGAGUUACUUAAACCUUGGGAUGACUCCACAUCUUAAGACGUUAUGUAUUGGAGGAUGUAAUAAAUAUGUAGAACUCCACAUGCCUAAUGAAUGUCCGAACCUCGAAAUCCUUGUCCUCAAUGAUUCUAAGGUGAGUAACUUUGACCUUGGGAUGACUCCACAUCUCAAGUGGUUAAAUCUGGAAGAAUGUAAAAACCUUGUAGAACUCCAUAUGCCCUUUGAAUGUCCAAAGCUCAAAUUUCUUAGCCUCCGUGGUUCUAAGGUUCAUAACUUUAACCUUGGAUUGACUCCAAAUCUCAAAAGGUUAGAUCUUGGAAGAUGUAAGGAGUUUGUAGAACUCCACAUGCCUGUUGAAUGCCCGAAGCUCAAAUUCCUCGACCUAAGUGGUUCUAAGGUGACUAACCUUAAUCUUGGUCUCACUCCAUAUCUGGAGGUGUUAAAUCUUAAAGAAUUUGGUCUUGAUUCUGUAGCUGCAUUAGAUUUAACUGCAGAGUCCCUAGACAUAUGCCCGCUACAUCCUAACAGUAAUUUGCCGAAGUUUCAGUUUAAAUGUAAAUAUGACGAACCUCUAUCCUCAUCGAGUGGAAACCUUGAGAAGCUUAUUUCUUUUGGUCUAUGUGCUUGCACAAACCUUCAGUCUUUUUCAGCAAGCAUUUGUGGUUUACAAUGUUUACAAGUUCUUACACUUGAAGGCAGUAUUCCUGAGGUGCCCAAGGAUUUGGGGCAGUUAGAAAGUCUAGAAGAGAUAAAUUUGUUGUUGAAACGGAUUAAGAGUCUUCCAGAUAGCAUUUGUAAGUUGAAACAUCUGAAAUCUCUUAAACUUAGAUCUUGUUUCCUUCUUGAGCAGUUACCCAAUGAUCUUGGCAGAUUAGAGGGUUUGGUGGAGUUAUACAUAGAGGAUUGUAUAUCUUUACGAGAUAUUCCGAAUAGCAUUUGUAACAUGAAAUGUUUAGAAUAUUUACAUCUCUCCAAUUGUAUUCAAGUUGAAAAAUUGCCAAAGAAACUUGGACGUUUGAAACGUUUAAUAGAGAUAGAUAUAAGAGGUACAAGCAUAAGCCGUCUACCACAGAGCAUCAUCCAGAGAGCAGUUUUCUGCUGA
Helianthus annuus (common sunflower) is the source of this 2640-nucleotide messenger RNA. RefSeq names its product TMV resistance protein N. Gene Ontology annotation, biological process: defense response. The coding region runs from base 1 to 2640 and encodes 879 amino acids. The record is from RefSeq and is a predicted model, not a curated record. Gene Ontology annotation, molecular function: ADP binding. Lineage: Eukaryota; Viridiplantae; Streptophyta; Magnoliopsida; Asterales; Asteraceae. The transcript has 7 exons.